Messenger RNA from Parathielavia appendiculata, 1476 nucleotides. RefSeq names its product glycoside hydrolase family 6 protein. Gene Ontology annotation, molecular function: hydrolase activity, hydrolyzing O-glycosyl compounds; cellulose binding. Gene Ontology annotation, cellular component: extracellular region. Lineage: Eukaryota; Fungi; Ascomycota; Sordariomycetes; Sordariales; Chaetomiaceae. Gene Ontology annotation, biological process: cellulose catabolic process. The transcript has 3 exons. The coding region runs from base 1 to 1476 and encodes 491 amino acids. The record is from RefSeq and is a predicted model, not a curated record.
AUGGCCGCGAAGCUCCUUCUCACCGCCGCCCUCGCGGCCACUGCCCUGGCUGCUCCCAUGGUUGAGGAGCGCCAGAACUGCGGUGGCGUCUGGUCCCAGUGUGGUGGCAAUGGCUGGCAAGGCCCGACUUGCUGCGCCUCUGGAAGCACCUGCGUUGCCCAACACGCGUGGUACUCUCAGUGCUUGCCCAACAGCCAAGUGACCACUGCUCGCACCACCACUACGACGUCCUCGUCCUCGUCCACCAGGUCGACCAGCAGCAGCAGCGUCCGCUCCACCAGCUCCCUCAGCACCACCGGCUCUAGCUCCACCACGUCCACGCCGGCGACGACUACGACAGCCCCCCCCGUCACGUCAAGCAUUCCCGGCGGUGCUUCGUCCACUGCCAGCUACUCCGGUAACCCCUUCUCGGGCGUGCGGCUGUGGGCCAACAACUACUACCGCUCCGAGGUGCACACCCUCGCCAUUCCCAGCUUGACCGGUUCGCUGGUUGCCAAGGCAUCUGCCGUGGCCGAGGUCCCCAGCUUCCAGUGGAUGGACCGCAACGUCACCAUCGACACGCUGAUGCUCAAGACGCUGGCCGAGAUCCGGGCCGCCAACCAGGCUGGUGCGAACCCGCCGUAUGCUGCUCAGCUGGUGGUGUACGAUCUUCCCGACCGUGACUGCGCUGCCGCCGCCUCCAACGGCGAGUGGUCGAUCGCCAACAACGGCGCCAAUAACUACAAGUCGUACAUCAACGCCAUCCGCAAGCACCUUAUCGACUACUCGGACAUUCGCACCAUCCUCGUCAUCGAGCCGGAUUCGAAUGCCAACAUGGUCACUAACAUGGGCGUCGCCAAGUGCAGCGGCGCCGCGUCGACUUACAGGGAGUUGACCGUCUAUGCCUUGAAGCAGCUGAACCUGCCGCACGUCGCCAUGUACAUGGACGCCGGCCACGCUGGCUGGCUCGGCUGGCCGGCCAACAUCCAGCCCGCUGCCACUCUGUUUGCUGGAAUCUACAACGACGCUGGGAAGCCGGCUUCCGUCCGCGGCCUGGCCACCAACGUUGCCAACUACAACGCCUUCAGCGUCGCCUCGCCGCCGCCCUACACAUCUCCCAACCCCAACUACGACGAGAAGCACUACAUUGAGGCCUUUGCCCCUCUUCUCAGCUCUGCUGGUUUCCCUGCUCACUUCAUCGUCGAUCAGGGUCGCAGCGGCAAGCAGCCUACUGGCCAAACCGAAUGGGGCCACUGGUGCAACGCCAAGGGCACCGGCUUCGGCGUCCGCCCGACCUCCAACACGGGCCACAGCCUCGUGGAUGCCUUCGUCUGGGUCAAGCCCGGCGGCGAGUCCGACGGCACCAGCGACACCACCGCUGCCCGCUACGACUUGAACUGCGGUCGGGACGACUCGGUCAAGCCCGCUCCCGAGGCUGGUACCUGGUUCCAGGCCUACUUCGAGCAGCUCCUGGUCAACGCCAACCCUCCUUUCUAA